CUCUGACCGGGUGGAACAAGGUGAGAAGGUUAGAGAGGUGGUAUUGAGGCCCUGAGAACACCUUUGAAGGAGACAGCAGAAAUAAUGAGUUUAGGUGCCCUGUAUAGAUUGACUUCGUUAAAGCCUUCAAAUGUACAACGUGCUCCAAACAUCAGCCCCCUGUUAACUUGCAUACAACAGCGACAAUAUGCAGCAUCCCAUGAAGCAGAUGUUGCAGUUAUUGGGUCAGGGCCAGGUGGCUAUGUGGCAGCCAUAAAAUCAGCUCAGCUGGGCAUGAAGACCGUAUGUGUAGAGAAGAAUGAUACAUUAGGAGGAACAUGCCUGAAUGUUGGUUGUAUUCCUUCCAAAGCUUUGUUAAACAAUUCACACUACUAUCAUAUGGCUCAUUCAGGCGACUUAGCGAAGAGAGGAGUAGAAGUAUCUAACUUGAAACUGAAUUUACCAAAAAUGAUGGAAGCUAAGAGUACUGCUGUGAAAGCUCUAACAGGAGGUAUUGCUCACUUGUUCAAGCAAAACAAGGUUCAGUUACUGAGUGGUCAUGGGAAAAUAACUGGGCAAAAUGAAGUUACUGUGAUAAAAGCGGACAACUCUACAGAAAUUGUGAAAGCCAAAAAUAUAAUUAUUGCUACAGGAUCAGAAGUGACUCCAUUUCCUGGAAUAAAUAUAGAUGAAGAAAGAAUUGUCUCAUCUACAGGGGCAUUGUCUCUGAAGGAAGUCCCACAGAGAUUAGUCUUGAUUGGUGCUGGUGUAAUUGGUUUAGAGUUGGGAUCUGUUUGGUCAAGGUUGGGUGCAGAGGUAACUGCUGUGGAAUUUCUUCCUUCUGUUGGCGGUGCAGGAAUAGAUGGAGAAGUUUCUAAAAUGUUCCAGAGGAUAUUGACAAAGCAAGGUCUAAAAUUCAAGCUGGGAACAAAAGUUACUGGUGCUGCUGUCCAGGGAAAUGUAAUUAAAGUCAGUGUUGAAAAUGUGAAAGACUCUUCUAAAAAGGAGGAGCUGGAAUGUGAUGUUCUGCUUGUGUGUGUCGGAAGGAGACCGUACACUUCUAAUUUGGGUCUUGAAGAAAUUGGCAUCGAACGGGAUGAGAAGGGGAGAAUUCCUGUCAAUUCUAGAUUUCAGACUGUAAUACCAAAUAUUUAUGCUAUUGGUGACACUAUACAUGGUCCAAUGUUGGCUCACAAAGCUGAAGAUGAGGGCAUUGUGUGUGUAGAAGGCAUUGCUGGAGGCCCAGUGCAUAUUGAUUAUAACUGCAUUCCUUCUGUGAUCUACACUCAUCCAGAAGUUGGUUGGGUUGGUCACACUGAAGAGGAUCUGAGAAGUGAUGGUAGAGAAUACAAAAUUGGAAAAUUUCCAUUCGCUGCAAACAGCAGAGCAAAGACAAAUAAUGAUACUGAGGGCUUUGUGAAGAUCUUGGGAGACAAAGCGACAGACAGAAUAUUGGGUAUUCAUAUCAUAGGACCAGGCGCUGGAGAGUUAAUCAAUGAAGGAGUAUUAGCAAUGGAAUAUGGAGCAUCUUGUGAGGAUGUUGCAAGGGCAUGUCAUGCUCAUCCAACAUGCUCAGAGGCUCUCAGAGAAGGAUGUCUGGCUGCCUACUUUGGAAAGCCAAUCAAUUUUUAGACUGUUGUGAUAUUAAAAAAUCACAGAUCUGUAUCUGUAAGGAGAAAAUGUUAAAGAAUGAAAACUAAAGUAUUUUCACUUUUUUAUGCAUUUUGUUAAGGAAAUCAGUGAUUUUAAAUACUUUUCUGUCUUGUGUAUAGAACUAAAAUGAUACAAGCAGCAUUUUCACAUCAAUGAUUUAAAAGAAUCUUGUUAAAUUAUUUAUCAUGUUAUGUUUACAACAUAUCUCAUUACUGUAAAAGAUCGUGCACAUCUAGUGUAAGAAAUGAAAUCUUCACAAAUUCUUGUUGCAUUUUGGAUAAUUUAUGAAUUAAAAUGUAAGCAAAAGAUGCACUGCUUGCUGAAAUUUAGUAGUUUAAUGACACUACAAUAUUUUGUACAUAAAAGAAAAAGGCUACCUAUGUGCAUUAUGGUAUGAAGCAGACUCUUGAUGGAAACCACACACUUACCAUUCCAAUGGAACAAUGUAUCAUUGUGAUGAGACAUUGGACGGCUGUUCAAAUCUUUGAUCAGCUGUACAGAUAGAUGUAUGUCUCCUGUAGUUUCCCAAGAUUACUUCAGGCAAAAGCCUUUAAAAGGAGGUAGCUGAUUUCCUUCACCUAUUCAAGCUUGUGCUCUGUCUGUAAUGAUGGAUGGGAUGUUUUGAACUCUAAUCUUCCUUCUGUCAAGGUAAAGAUUCACUUGCAAAACAUCAUUUUGGCUCCUUGAACUUCUCUUUUAAACAAGCAUUGCAAUUUCUUGCUGAACUCAGUUUGGUGUUCAAAACUGAAGACUGACACUAAGAAGCAUGUGCAUGUUUUACUGUGGAUGUUCGCAGCCCAGUGUUGUUUUUUCUCUGAGGUUAGGAAGUAAUGCUUCUUGUAUUUGUGCUGAGAUUGCAUAAUGUCCAUGUAAAAGGGAUAAGGGUAUGAAAUUACUGCUAAGUGUAGAAUCGUAAGAAACUUCUUUUACACAAUGUUCUCAAGGAAUCAGUCAUACCCUUAUGCAACAAAUUGUUAGUAUUUACUUAGAGUAAUUUAAGAAAGUCACAGAAGACGUUACUUUGAAGAGCUGUGUUUGGAUUGAAUGUUUGUAGCUUCCGAGUGGCUAUGCACUCCUCUUUUUCCCAUUUUAUUUUGUGUGGAAGGGGAGAGGGGGUGCCCCCCCCCCCCUCCCCCUGCACAAUCAAUUGUAUACAUAUACUAAGUGAGGUGGCACAGUGCAGUAAAUUUAAGCAUUACCACCUAUAUCAGAUUAGGACAUUGAAGCCAAGAAAGGGUGUCACCUGACUUGUACUCCAAAGAAAUUGUUCAAAACUUCAUCCAGCAACACAGAUUGUUUUUCUGUGGUUUCUCUAAAUUGCUUAACACAAAUGCCAAGACAUCUGUUUUUUUAAAAAGACAAAGUUGAUUUCCUUCCUUAUCCUAGUUGAAUGUGAGCUUGUCCUAUCUCUUUGACCUUGAGGUUGACAUGAUGCUGAAACAUUAUCUUCCUUCCUUCUUUCCACUAUUUGUCCUCCCACUUAAAGUUCAACUGAACCUUGCAUUUUUUUAUGUAAAUAGUUGAUUUUAUAUGCAGUUGUGAAAGGAUGCUGAUCCUGUUUGUUAUAGACUGAAUAGGAAGUAGCAAGGAAAGUUAACAUGGUGCAAAUUUUUGAUAGAUAUGCUAUUUGCAACUACUGCUGGAACUGUUACAGGUUGAUUGUUAAAGCAAAAGCUGGAAUGAAACUUUAUUAUGCAAAUGUGAGUACAAGCACCACUAAUCUCUAAGAACUGGAUUUGUGUUCCUUUGUGUUGUCAAAUUUGGAACACAUUUUCCAAUUACUAUUACGAAAAUAAAUUGAAAAUAAUUUUUAGUAGA
This is a messenger RNA of Schistocerca nitens (vagrant locust), 3450 nucleotides long. Its product is annotated as dihydrolipoyl dehydrogenase, mitochondrial-like. Gene Ontology annotation, molecular function: dihydrolipoyl dehydrogenase (NADH) activity; flavin adenine dinucleotide binding. The record is from RefSeq and is a predicted model, not a curated record. The transcript has 13 exons. Gene Ontology annotation, cellular component: mitochondrion; oxoglutarate dehydrogenase complex. The coding region runs from base 85 to 1611 and encodes 508 amino acids. Lineage: Eukaryota; Metazoa; Arthropoda; Insecta; Orthoptera; Acrididae.